AUGUCACAUCCAGGAAAUGAACAAGACUUUGGUUCGGAAGACGAAGAAGAUUUCAACCCUGCGCCGGUUGACGAUUCCGAGCCAGAAGGUGACGAUGAGCAGCAAGAUAGUCGCAGCGCCGGAAAGCGCUUAGACCCCGAUGACGGGCAAGAGGUCGGUAAAAAUGAAAAAGAGGGAGUGAAAAGGACGAGCGACGAUGGGAAUCGUGAUUUAGAUACUAAUGAACGGCAGCAGGCAAGAGGUGAUGAUGAAGCCGGUGACGAAGACGAGGACGGCGAUCCCGAAGGAGAUGACGAGGACGAAGAAGAAGAGGAGGAAGAGGAAGAAGAGGAAGCGGUUACCGGUCGCCCUCGAAAGCGCAGAAGACAUGGGCUCAAUGCUUUCAUUGAAGAGGAAGCAGAGGUUGAUGAUGAGGACGAGGCUGAAGAUGAAGAAGAGGAAAUGGAAAGCGGUUUCGUUCACCAUGACGAUGAGGUCGUCUUACCGGCUGGCGCAGAAACGGACGAUAGGCGCCAUCGUGAGCUUGACCGAAAGCGAGAUAUGGAUGCGACUAUGGACGCGGAACAGCAGGCACAGGCCCUCAAAGAGCGGUAUGGCCGAAACCGCGCUGCCGGUGAUGACCUUGUCGUCAUUCCUAAAAGGCUCCUCCUACCUAGCGUUGAUGACCCUAGUAUAUGGGGUGUCAAGUGUCGGCCAGGCAAAGAAAGGGAAAUUGUGUUCAGCAUUAUUAAACGAAUGGAAGAGCGCCCACCUGGUUCCAGAAACCCCAUUAAGAUCAUAUCUGCUUUUGAACGUGGCGGAACAAUGGCUGGCUACAUUUACGUAGAGGCCCGGAAGCAAGCGGAUAUUAUUGAUGCCCUGGACGGAAUGUCUAACAUCUACGUCAGGUCAAAGUUAACCUUAAUCUCAGUCAAAGAGAUGCCUGAUCUACUUCGCGUUAAAAAGUCAGAGGAGCUCACCCCCGGCGGUUGGGUCCGUAUCAAACGUGGAAGAUAUCAGGGUGACUUAGCACAGCUUGAAGAGGUCGAGACAAAUGGCCUCAACGUCACUGUCAGACUUGUCCCUCGUUUAGAAUACGGUCUUAAUGAAGACAGCAAUGCGCCAGCUGUUGACCCUAAGCGCAAGCGGGUUGGAGCAAGCAGCGCAAUCGCCCGACCUCCUCAGCGCUUGUUUAGCGAAGCAGAAGCGAAAAAGAGACACUCCAAGUAUCUUUCUGCGACGUCCAGCUUAGGCGGCAAGUCCUGGUCCUAUCUUGGAGAUACCUAUGUCGACGGCUUCCUUAUUAAAAACAUGAAGGUUCAACACCUAAUCACUAAGAAUGUUAACCCUCAACUUGAUGAAGUUACGAAAUUUGCCCGUGGUGCAGAUGACGGAACAUCGAACCUCGACCUUGCUUCUUUGGCUGCUACCAUUAAGAAUACGACCGAAGAGGACGCUUAUUUGGUUGGAGAUACGGUCGAAGUCUUUACUGGUGAACAGCGCGGUGUUGUGGGCCAAACUGUGUCAACCCGCGGCGACAUCGUUACCAUAAAGGUUUUGGAGGGAGAACUUCGAGGCCAGCAUAUUGACGUUCCCACCAAAGGCCUCCGAAAGAGAUUUAGUGAAGGUGACCAUGUCAAAGUCAUCGGUGGCAGCAAAUAUCGCGAUGAGUUGGGUAUGGUUGUCCGGAUCAAGGAUGACCGUGUUACUAUCCUUACAGAUAUGACCAUGCAAGAAAUUACCGUCUUUAGCAAGGAUUUGAGAGAAGCAGAUGAUAUUGGCGUUGACGGAAAAUUGGGUCAAUAUGACGUCCACGACUUGGUUCAAAUUGACCAAACAACUGUUGGAUGCGUCGUAAAACUUGACAGAGAGUCAAUGCGGGUCAUAGACCAGAACGGGUCAACCCAGAUUGUGCUCCCCUCGCAGAUUUUGGGCAAGAUUGAACAACGACGACAUGCAGUCACUACCGAUCGAAAUGGUUCCGAAAUCAAGUGUGGAGAUACCGUGAAAGAGGUGACUGGAGAGCAAAGGUCUGGUACUAUUCUGCAUAUUCACAGAGCGUUUCUCUUCUGCACCAGCAAGGUCGUUGGAGAUAAUGCCGGUAUAAUGGUCACAAGGGCGAUAAACGUUACCACUGUAGCAACCAGCGGUUCAAAAUUGAGCAGAUCCGCCCCAGAUCUAUCCAAGAUGAACCCUGCUCUACAGAAGAACGGGAUGAACGGUUCGGGCAUGCCGCCGCCUCGAACAUUCGGUAGGGACAGGCUUGUUGGGAAGACAGUUCAUAUUCGAAAGGGUCCAUAUAAGGGACUUCUUGGUAUUGUCAAAGAUACAACUGAUGUCAUUGCCCGAGUUGAGUUGCACUCGGUUUCAAAGGUCGUCCCUGUUGAGAAGGAGAAUCUUGCUGUCAAAGACCCCAUUACUGGACAGCCGGUGGAUAUCAACCGGUUUGGCGGUGGAAGAGGUGGUGCCCCCAGAGUUCCCCAAUCUAUGGCGACAGGGAGAGCCGGCCCCCAAGAUGCUGCUUGGCAGGGUGGUCGAACUCCAAUUGCCAUGGGCGAUUCGUCUCGGACACCUGCCUGGCGGGCGUCAUCUUCUAGAACUCCUGCUUGGAAUGCCGGUACUGGAUCCCGCACUCCAGCAUGGAAGGCAGAGGGCGCUCGUACCGCCAAUCCUUAUGAUGGGAACAGAACCUCGUAUGGCGGAUUUGGUGGACGCACUCCCGCCUGGACAUCUGGAACAAAAACUCCGCACGACUCUGGAUCCGGAUUUUCAGGGAACUCUUCCAACUCAGGCUUUGAUGCAUUCAUGGCAGGCUCUCGAACUCCAGGCCAUCCAAACGCAAUGUCAGCUAACAGCGGCUCACGCACUCCCGCAUGGGGCCACUCAGGAAGCUCUAGUUCUCAUCUUAACGCUAAUACCGGCAGAGCGUUUGAUGCUCCUACUCCUGGUGGUGACUACGCAGCUCCGUCUCCUGCACCAUACGGAAGUGCUCCUACCCCUGGUGCAUCUGCUGCAACUCCUCGUGCAUGGCCUGAUAAUGCGCCUACCCCUGGUGCUUCGACCUUUGCUGGAAAACGUAUGGACGGUGAUGCAUAUGAUGCUCCAACACCCGCUGGUGACCAUCGACCGUAUGACGCACCCACACCAGCAAUAGGGAUGGGCUUCCCUGCUACCCCUGGUGCCACGGACGACGCACCUCGGUAUGCAGAAGGCACUCCAAGUCCAUGA
Molecule: messenger RNA, 3207 nt
Organism: Microsporum canis CBS 113480
Lineage: Eukaryota; Fungi; Ascomycota; Eurotiomycetes; Onygenales; Arthrodermataceae
Product: transcription elongation factor spt5
Exons: 5
Coding region: 1-3207 (1068 amino acids)
Biological process (GO): regulation of transcription by RNA polymerase II; transcription elongation by RNA polymerase II; regulation of DNA-templated transcription elongation
Cellular component (GO): DSIF complex
Molecular function (GO): protein binding; mRNA binding
Source: RefSeq, a predicted model, not a curated record